Aspergillus costaricaensis CBS 115574 is the source of this 629-nucleotide messenger RNA. RefSeq lists its product as uncharacterized. Bases 1 to 591 code for a protein of 196 amino acids. The transcript has a single exon. Lineage: Eukaryota; Fungi; Ascomycota; Eurotiomycetes; Eurotiales; Aspergillaceae. The record is from RefSeq and is a predicted model, not a curated record.
AUGGCAGCCCCCACCCAAUCCCAUAACGCCUUACCCGAUGGCUUCAGCGUCACUACUAUGACUCUUGACCUAAAUCGCGCGGAGUUCAAACAUUUUAUACGCGCCAGCCAAGACGUGCCCGGAACUACAGAGUAUUGGUCGGCUCCUCCAACCUCCAUUCUUUGGCUCAGCUGUCAUCCCCACAAUUCUUACUACGACAGGGACGGCAAGGGCUGGGAGGCUAUUGAGAGAAAACAUGUUGCGACGCUAAUCCGCGCCUUUACGAACAUCCGAGCGAAAUUCCCGACUCUCCAACCGGUGUACGGGGUUAUAGCCAUUGGGGUGGAUCUGCGACUGUACAGGGAGAGGCUGAACACAGAGGAUGAAGCCGAGGAUGGCAAGCUUGCGGUGGAACAGUUCUCGUUCAACGAACAAAACGUUUUUCACGAUUAUAAAGACAUCGAAAUAGUGAAGCAGUGGAUGUCAUCCAUCCCUCUCAACUUUGAGCCGGAUACACGUCUUAAGUCUGACCUUAAGGAGCUCUAUGGUUGGGAUCCCAUUUUCAUCGAUUUGUUGGGUAUGUCUUGGCUGGAUUCAGAUGAAUCUGACUAGCAGUUUAUACUGCCGAGUGAAUCCUUCGUGCUCUUUGC